This is a messenger RNA of Podarcis muralis (Common wall lizard), 543 nucleotides long. NCBI's taxonomy places the organism in Eukaryota, Metazoa, Chordata, Lepidosauria, Squamata, Lacertidae. The record is from RefSeq and is a predicted model, not a curated record.
UACUAUGUGUGUGAAAUGUUCCUCUGUCCGUUAUUCCUUCCUUCUUGCAGAGUUUUAUAUGAAGGGAAGGAGCGCUUGAUCCCAGGCUGUGAAGUGAUCCAGGCUACUCCCUACGGCCGUUGCGCGAAUGUCAACAACAGUUCGGCAAGUUCCCAGCGAAUCUUCAUCACCUUUCGGAGGGCUCCCCCCGUGCGACCCCAAAACUCCUUGGCCGUUACUGACAUCUGCGUCAUUGUAACCAGCAAAGGAGAAACCCCGCCUCAUACAUUCUGCAAAGUCGAUAAGAAUUUGAAUUGUGGCAUGUGGGGUUCCAGUGUAUACCUGUGUUACAAGAAGUCCGUUCCAGCUUCGAACUCCAUUGCAUACAAAGCUGGCUUGAUAUUCAGAUACCCAGAAGAUGACUAUGAGUCAUUCCCCUUAUCAGAAUCUGUACCUCUCUUCUGUCUUCCAAUGGGGGCCACCAUUGAAUGCUGGGACCCUCAAACCAAAUACCCGCUGCCUGUAUUCUCAACAUUUGUUCUGACUGCCUCAAGUGCAGAAAAG